Aphanomyces invadans is the source of this 282-nucleotide messenger RNA. RefSeq lists its product as hypothetical. Lineage: Eukaryota; Oomycota; Saprolegniomycetes; Saprolegniales; Verrucalvaceae. The transcript has a single exon. The coding region runs from base 1 to 282 and encodes 93 amino acids. The record is from RefSeq and is a predicted model, not a curated record.
AUGUCUGAAGCUUCACCAUCCGGGAGCGACCUGGCGGCGAUCCGGGGGAUCCAAGAAGCGAAAGCCAAGUUGUCCUCGGCACAAGCAGCUUUGGAAGUAGAACUAGAACGAGCGUCUUUGGCGGAGUCUGUUCGAACGCACCGGCUCGAAAAGGGAGUAAUGGAGGCAUCCAAGAAGCUCUUCCGGGAACAGGAGGCCAAAGAUGAAGACGGCCGACGAAGUCAAAAACUUGCCCUGGCGGAACUACGUAAUGAAUUGGAGAAGGCGCAAGCUCGCCAAUAG